UUUUAUAGACAUCUGUUCGGUAUUCAAGCAUAGGCUCAACAACAGUAUUCGUUUGAAGUUUAAUUUAGAUGGUCUUUUCUGAACCCUUGGAAAAACAAUUCCGUGUUUGGGUUGAAAUUCAGGUUUACAAAUUCAUUCUGCUUGUUACCAUCCAUUUUGUGUAUCUGGUCUUAAAUUUCCUUCAACAUUUUCAUUCCAUUAAAUCUUUUGGAACGAAAAGCAUCAGUAUCAGAUAGUAGGUAAUACAAAACCUUUAGGGAAGAAAUCAUCCCUGCUACUAGAGAUGCCAUUACAUGCAUUAGUCCUGGGACUGGCCUAGUUGGCAGCAUAAUAUCAAACCCAUGCUGUUUCUUCCAGACAAGGAAGAAGAUUCAAUUGCUUGAAGCAUCUCGUAUACAACAGACGCACAGCUUCUCUCCCUCAGACCCUGCCCAAGCAUCACCAUUAUUGAUGUCAGGUUCAAUCAUAGUCUGCUCUUUCUCUGAUUUUCUUUCUCUUUCCAGCUCAGUUUUUGAUUCUUCUCUUCCUCUGUUUCAUGAUUUAAGGGACAACGAGCAAAUAGCUGGGUGGCUGCACCAUGCCAGUGAGACCUUCACUGAUAAGAUCUCUGAUCUGAUUCAAAAUGUCCAAGGAAAAGAUACCCUUGUUUCCCAUUGCACUCAGAGCCAGGUUUUACUCUCGCUUUUGCUUCUACUGGGUUUCAAUAUUUUUUUUUAUCUUUGCUUAAUUUGAUUAUGUCCAAUUCUUCAUUCUAUUACUACUUAGAAUCCCAUGAGGGAGGAAAGAUAUAAUCUCUAUAAUUAAGAGAUAAAAAGAGUGAGUAAUUUUUUAGUUUUAGAUCGGCAGAAUGAAAUUUUGUCCAAAAAAUAAGUAUUAGAGGUGCUCAAACAUGAUACAACAGGAAGCCUCUAGUGAUGAAUGGAAAACCUAAGCACCCAAACUAACUUUAGAGAGGAAUUCAUGAUAGGGCAUUAAAGGGUUAGCAGAAUGUAAUGUUCAACGUCAAAAUUGCUAGUUUAGUGACAAUUGAGUUGGUUCUGAUGAUAUAAAAUGCUUGCUCUUUGUACUGAGCAUUUUUUUUUUUCCAGUCAUAAGGAGAUCUCUUUUCAACCCCUUUCUUGCUCAGCGAUGAAUCCGUGGCCUGACUUGUGCAAGGAGGUUUACCAGUUAUCUAGAGAUGAAGGAAACACUGGAUAGAAAGUGUUUUGGUGUUGGAGUGCGGCUUCAGUGGCUGGGAGGCUUCCGGUAGACCUGUUUAUCACCGCAAUGUUCCUUGUAAGGGCGAGAUUACACAAUGAUCAAGUGAAAAUUCUUCUUGGAUGAAUGGGAAAUGUAUUUGCCAUGUUACUAACAACCAUAUAUCCAAAAUCAUAAUAUUUGCUUGGGAUAGAAGAUGUAUAUUGUCACUUAUCUUAAUACUUUUCGAUACAUACACCUACCUUGAUUUGUUAAAUG
Messenger RNA from Rubroshorea leprosula, 1455 nucleotides. The record is from the annotation of a GenBank genome assembly. NCBI's taxonomy places the organism in Eukaryota, Viridiplantae, Streptophyta, Magnoliopsida, Malvales, Dipterocarpaceae.